GUUCCUCGCUGCUCAGUGACAUUUCCGCUUUGAGUUCAGGAUGUGGGUACUACACGCUUACUUGAAACUGGUUCGAUGGAACAAAGAAUGGACAUCCCGUCACUCUGCCUUCUCAUGUCAGCCACCCUGAGCAUCCACCCCGACAGAUCUCAGUUCUAUCGCUAUGAGACCCUCACUCUGAACUGUGCAGUGAGCGGGAACUUCAGUGGCUGGACACUGAGGAGAAACACCUCCUCUGGGACCUUUCUCUCAUCUGAGGAUGGCUGGUGUCGCCAAAAUGGCUCCUCCUGCAUCAAUCCCAGCACCUUCACAUCGGACAACGGAGUGUUCUGGUGCGAGUCUGACGAAGGCUGCCGGAGCAACGUCCUCAGCAUCACGGUGAAUGUCGGUGUUGUGAUCGUGGAGAUCCCUGCACGCCCCGUGGCAGAAGGAGACAGAGUGACGGUUCGCUGUUCCCACAAGGAAAGGUAUGUGAAGACGGCUGUGUCCGAUUUCAAUGCCUCGUUCUACAGAAACGGCGUUUUCAUGGGCAUUCACCCCGAGGGAACAAUGACCAUCCCGGCCGUGUCCGAGUCUGACGAAGGCUUCUACACGUGCAAGCACCCGACAAAAGGAGCGUCGCUUCAGAGCUUCCUGGCUGUGACAGUUGGAGCUCAGCCUCGAGACGUCCUGCCCACCGCCCGUCCUGGCAUGUAUCUGCCCCGGCUGGUGUGCAGCGUCCUGCUGUUUAUCUUCUACACUGUCAUCAUGAUAGUGUGCGUGAUCAGGUACCGACAGUGGGCCCGAGCUCGAGCUGAUGCUGAAAGGAGAGUCUGGGAUCGUGUCAUUGCAGACUGAUAAAUCCGGUUUCCCGCCGGGACAAAGAAAAAGAAGAAGAAGAAGAAGAAGCGUACCUAUGGCCCCUUGAAUUGUGACGCAGCUCUUGAUGCUUACUUAUGCUGAUGAAUUUAUAUUUUAAAAGGUGUCUGAGUGUCAAUAACCCUUUCUGAAUAAUGUCUAUAAUGUCUGGAUGGUGAUAUUAAUAUUAGUUCAUGAAUAGGCUGCUGAGAUCUAUUAGUUUGUACAGUUUGACUUCCUAUCCUUAUGAUAAUCUGAUUUGAUCCAGAUAAUAAUCUGAUCCCAUCCAGGUAAUUAUCUCACUGAUAAUAUGAAUAAUAGUUAGACAACACUGUGGAUAAUAAUGUGAAUAAUAAUCUCAAAAAUAAACAGAUAAUUAUAUGGAUCCACAUAUUGAUCUGGAUAAUAACCUGAUAUAAUCUAGAUAAUUAUCAGAUAAAAAUAUGGAUAAUGAUGAGAUAACAUUCUAAAUCCUAAUGAUAAUGUGGAUUAUAAUCAGAAAUUAAUCUGGAUCAAGAUAAUAUUCUGGAUAACAAUCACUAUAGUAAUCUGGAGAAUAAUUUGGAUCAGAUUUUUUUUUAGGAAUGCUUGGCCUUGACAGAGUUAUGACUCAUUUAACUGUUGAAUAAAAAAGCUUUGAAUAUCAA
Molecule: messenger RNA, 1484 nt
Organism: Scophthalmus maximus (turbot)
Lineage: Eukaryota; Metazoa; Chordata; Actinopteri; Pleuronectiformes; Scophthalmidae
Exons: 5
Coding region: 76-837 (253 amino acids)
Biological process (GO): cell surface receptor signaling pathway
Molecular function (GO): transmembrane signaling receptor activity
Source: RefSeq, a predicted model, not a curated record